AUGUCGGAAGCAUGGCGUGAUAUUCCGAUGAUGAUGUUGGAUGAAGAAAGUGAAAAAAUGACAGUAGGAUUCUGUGAUCAAUUUAAAACACUUCUCUGGAGGAAUCUCCUCUUAAAGAAAAAAAUGAAAUCAAAGACAUUAUUGGAAUUUUUCAUGCCUAUAGUUAUGACAUUAACUAUUUCAACAUUUCGGAUUGGACAGACGACAUACAAAGGAGAAGUUUAUCCUUUUGGAAAUGCUUCACUUGAACAUGGUUUGCCAUACUACAGUUUAAACAAUUUUGGUGUUGCUCCCUACAAUAACAAUACAAUAAAAGUAAUGGAUUCUGUCAUAAAAGAAUUAUCUUUAUAUCCACCUGUUAAAAUUCAUUGGUUUGAUAAUGAAACUGAAUUAGAAGAAGAAUUUAAUCGUAAUUCAAGUGCCUUUGCAGUUGGCAUUGUUUUUACUGAAAAUCCAGAAAAGAAUUCUUCUUAUAAACUGCGAUAUCCUUCUAAUAAAUUACCUCGUGCAAGUGAUAAAUAUGGAUCACCAGAAAAUUGCAGAAAUAUUCACCCUGGGUUUUUUUCGCUUCCUGUAAGCAGUUGUCCAGCUUUGAGUUAUUACAGUAGUGGAUUUGUUGUUCUUCAGUCUAUUAUUGAUAAAGUUUUUUUAACUAAAAUAUUGUCAAGUUAUGAAAUUAAAUCUGAGACUACUAUUCAACUUUAUCCAAAAGAAAAAUUUGUAAAGGAUUCAACAACAAUGAAAACUGUUGUUCCUCUUUACUUAAUGCUUGCUUUUUCACCAUUAAUAUCUAUAUUGGCAUUAAUUAUUGUAACAGAAAAAGAGAAGAAAAUCAAAGAAGGAAUGUUAAUGAUGGGAAUGAAUAUUACUUGUUAUUGGUUAGCUUGGUUUGUAACAGAAGCAAUUAUGGCAUUCAUCAUUUCAAUUCUUAUGACUGUGAUUAUAUUUGCUUUGAAUAUUUUGCCAAAUGCUAGUGUUUUUAUCAUCUUUGGAUUACUUAUGCUGUUUGCAUUAUCUAUAGUCAUGCUAGCAUUCAUGUUAACUCCCUUCUUUAAUAAUGCAAAAGUUGCUGGAUCAGCACUUGGACUUGUAUUGGUGCUUUUUGGUUUAUUUUAUUUUCUUGCCAUUUGGGUUGAAAGUAAAGUGAAUGUUGUUUUCUUUUUUCUUCUUGCAUUAUUAUCUCCAACAGCUUUUUCAUUAGGAUUUCUGAAAGUAGUAACUUAUGAUGUUUUAGGCCAAGUUUCAUGGGAGCAAAUGUCAUUGGGAAAAUUUUCAAUAAAUGAUUCAUUUAUAAUGCUAUCAGUUGACAUUGUAUUGUAUGGAUUAUUAGCAUAUUACUUUGAUUGUGUUAUUCCAGAUAUUAAAGUUGAUGCCAUAAAUUCAGAAGAUAUUGAACCUGUUCCGUUGGAAUUGUAUGGAAAAGAAAGAAUCAGGUAUAAUGACUUUAAGGCACAAAGUAAAACUGAGAUGAUGGUUCAUUGGUCAUGGAGAUAUAGAAUCAAAAUAUUGUCAAGUUAUGAAAUUAAAUCUGAGACUACUAUUCAACUUUAUCCAAAAGAAAAAUUUGUAAAGGAUUCAACAACAAUGAAAACUGUUGUUCCUCUUUACUUAAUGCUUGCUUUUUCACCAUUAAUAUCUAUAUUGGCAUUAAUUAUUGUAACAGAAAAAGAGAAGAAAAUCAAAGAAGGAAUGUUAAUGAUGGGAAUGAAUAUUACUUGUUAUUGGUUAGCUUGGUUUGUAACAGAAGCAAUUAUGGCAUUCAUCAUUUCAAUUCUUAUGACUGUGAUUAUAUUUGCUUUGAAUAUUUUGCCAAAUGCUAGUGUUUUUAUCAUCUUUGGAUUACUUAUGCUGUUUGCAUUAUCUAUAGUCAUGCUAGCAUUCAUGUUAACUCCCUUCUUUAAUAAUGCAAAAGUUGCUGGAUCAGCACUUGGACUUGUAUUGGUGCUUUUUGGUUUAUUUUAUUUUCUUGCCAUUUGGGUUGAAAGUAAAGUGAAUGUUGUUUUCUUUUUUCUUCUUGCAUUAUUAUCUCCAACAGCUUUUUCAUUAGGAUUUCUGAAAGUAGUAACUUAUGAUGUUUUAGGCCAAGUUUCAUGGGAGCAAAUGUCAUUGGGAAAAUUUUCAAUAAAUGAUUCAUUUAUAAUGCUAUCAGUUGACAUUGUAUUGUAUGGAUUAUUAGCAUAUUACUUUGAUUGUGUUAUUCCAGGUAGAAUUUCAAAUAUUACCAAGAUAUUUAAGAGUUCUAAUGGAAAACCUUUCAAGGCUGUUAAUGAUUUGACUUUUUCGAUAUUUGAAGGACAAAUUACAGCAUUAUUAGGACACAAUGGUGCUGGUAAAACAACUCUGUUAAAUAUGCUUAAUGGGAUGUUAAGUCCAACAUCAGGAACAGCUUCAAUAUGUGGACUAAAUCUAAAUAACAUGAAUAAUCUUAUAAAAAUAAGAUCAAUGACAGGUGUAUGUUUGCAAGAAAAUAUAUUAUUAGAUGAUUUAAAUGCAGAAGAACAUUUGACAACUUUUGCUUGUCUUAAAGGUGUUGUUCAAAAAGAUGUUAAGUCAAGAGUAGAAAAAAUGUUGUGUGAUAUUGAUCUUUUUGAAAAUAAACAUAUUCCUGCAAAGAAUCUCAGUGGAGGACAAAAAAGAAAAUUAUGUGUAGGAAUAGCUUUAAUAGGAAACCCAAAAAUUGUUUAUCUUGAUGAACCAACAAGUGGAAUAGAUCCUUACUCGCGUCGUUUAUUAUGGACAUUUUUACAAAAAGAAAAGAAAAAUAGAGCGAUUGUUUUAACUACACAUUCCAUGGAUGAAGCUGAUAUUCUUGCAGAUAGAAAAGCAAUCAUUUCUAAAGGAAAUUUGAAAUGUGCAGGUUCAUCUUUAUACUUGAAAAAUAAAUUUGGAAUUGGUUAUCAUUUAACAUUUACAUUAAAUUCUUCUUCAUAUGAUGAAGCUUCUAUUGAAAGACUUGUGAAAAAUAUUAUUAAUAAUACUCAGCUUUCAAGGAAAACAAAUUUGGAACUUUCAUAUUUGCUGCCAUUAGAUGAAACUGAAAAAUUUCCUCAAUUAUUUGCUAGCAUAGAAAAUGUUAUUCUUACAAAUCAAUAUGGUAUUGUUAGUUAUGGGAUUUCAAUGACAACUCUGGAAGAAGUUUUUCUACAUUUAGCAAGUAAAGAAGUUGAUGAUGACAAUGAUAAUACAUUAAUUGAAGAAACAGCAAAUAAUUCAUCAUUAAUAACAGAUUCAAUGUUUAAUCCUUUAACUGAUGUAAGACCAAAUCCUUCAUCUUUUCAAGCAUUUUUUGCCUGCUUGAAAAUAAGGAUUAUAUUAUUUUUUCGUGAAAUUGAAGCUGCUAUUGCAAUAUUUCUUACGCCAGUUAUUUUGACAAUAGUUUCAUAUUUUAUUAUGAGAAAGAGUGCAAUUUCUGUUCCUGAACCAUUGAAUUUAACUGCUUCAUUAUAUAAUAGUACUUUCUUAUAUCAAAAUGAAACUGGUAAAUUAUUAGAAAGUAUGAACAGAGCUCUUGAUGAACAACAUAUCAAUGUAAGAUUACUACAUGAAAAUCCUAAUAUUACAAAUCUUGCAACCAGUUGUAUGGCAAUAGUUGUGAAGAAAUUUUUACCAGAAUUUAAAUGGAAUUACUUAAUUAAUGAUACUUGCAUACAUUCUCUUCCAAUACUUCAGAAUAUCAUAUCUAACAUGAUGAUAAAAAAUUAUGGACUUGCUAAAUCAAUAUCUGUUAUUUCUCAUCCUUUUCUAAAAGAAGAUGACGUUCAAAUUGAUGGUCAAAGCUUAUCUUGGGUUUUUGUAAUUGGCAUAUGUAUGAUAAUACUGUCACCUAUGAUUGCAGUGGAAGUUGUUGAAGAUAGAGAGAAUAAAGUAAAGAAUCAACUUGAAGUAUCCGGAUUGAAAUUUUUUACAUAUUGGGGCUGUGUUCUGCUUAGUCAUAUUAUGCUUUUUUUAUUAUCUGUGUUAAUUCUUGUAAUAAGUUUAGUGAUUAUAAAACUCGAAUUUUUACAAAGAGCUGAUUUUAUAUUUGCCUUUCUACUUUUGUUUAUUUUUUUUAUACCAACAUCAUUGUUAUUUUGUUAUAAUUUGUGUUAUAUGUUUGAUAGACAAGAAACAGCUAAAGGUGUGCUGAAUUUAUUUUGUUUUUUGCCUGCUACUGUUCUGUUAAUACCUGUCAUUAUAUUAGAAUNCAAGAUCGCAAAUAUAGAACAAAAAUUUGUGGCAUUAAGAAUGCCAAAUGAAGAUAAAUUUAGUUCUGCAUUCAGCUGGAAAUAUAAUGUUUCUGUUCUCUAUCUAGUAAUUCAAUUUAUAUUAUAUUUAUUAUUGUUGAAAAUUGUGGAUAAUAUUAAAGCGGGAAGAAAUAUUUCUCAUAUGUUUAGUUUUAGUCGUAAAAAAUCUGAGAAUAUUAAAAGUAAUUCAGAUUUUCCUGAAGAGGAAGAUGAUGACGUGAAAAAUGAAAGAGAAAGAGUGCAAAGUAUAAUUGAUACUAAAGAUUUUGCUAUUGUUAUUAAGCAAUUACGUAAAGUAUAUACAAAAAAAAUAUCUUUGAAAGAUACUUUUAGUAAAGUAGCUGUGAGAAAUUUAAAUUUAGCUGUAGAUACUGGUAGCAUUUUUGGACUUCUUGGGCCUAAUGGUGCUGGAAAAACGACUGUCAUUAAAAUGAUUACUGCUGAAGUAAUGCCUACAUGCGGAGAAAUAUCUCUGGCUGGUUAUGACAUUACAUAUGAACUAUCUAAGGCUCUUCAAGAGAUUGGAUAUUGUCCACAACAUGAUGCUUUAUGGAAUAAAUUAACUGUUGAAGAACACCUUCAUUUAUAUGCUGCAAUAAGAGGAGUUCCAAAGUCACAGAUACCUUCUAUUUGUGAAAAGUUGUUGAAUCUUCUUCACAUAGGAAAAUUUGCUAAGAAGAAAAUAAGAACUCUUUCUGGUGGAACCAAAAGAAAGGUUUGCUUUAUAAUUAGUAUUCUUGGCAGACCAACAGCUGUAUUGUUAGAUGAGCCAUCUACUGGCCUGGAUCCACAAGCCAAACGUUAUUUAUGGGAUAUCAUUCAAACAAUGUUUCCUGCCAAUGGAAACCGCAGCAUACUAUUCACAACUCAUUCUAUGGAAGAAGCCGAUACUUUAUGCACCGAAGUGGGAAUUAUGGUAAAAGGAACCCUUAGAUGUUUGGGCUCAAUUCAGCAUUUGAAAAACAAGUACGGAAUUGGAUAUACAUUGGAUAUCAAAAUUAAAAAGAAUGAAGAUGGUUCAUAUGUUAAUAAAGAUAAUGUGAAAGAAUUUAUUCAGAAAAACUUUCCUUCAUCCAUUAUUAAAGAAGAAUUUUGUGAAAGGUUAACUUAUUGCAUUCCACAAUGUAAUUCAUCUCUGGCCAACAUUUUUGGUUGUCUUGAAAAAGCAAAAGAAUUUUUUGAAGAGUAUAACUUCAGUCAAACAACACUUGAACAAGUUUUCCUGGAAUUUGCUAAAGAACAAGAAGAAGAAAAAGACGAAUAAAAUGAAUUAUAAUGUUAUUUAUUUGAAGAUUGAAUACGAACAUAAAUGACUAUAUUCAAUAUUGUGAAGCAAGAAUUAUUUUUAAAUCUAUAAUUUUGUAAUUACUGCUGAAAAAUAUUUCUACAAAAUUUUUUUAAAGUAAGUUUUAAAAUGACAGUUUAACAUUUCUUGUGGCUUCUAAUGUGAAGAUUUUGAAAAUAUUAAUGAAUACUUCAAAUUUCUACAAAUGUACUUUGAAUAAGCCAUCAUAUAUUUUAAAUUUACAUACAAGUAUAUACCAUAUUGUUGUAAAUGUGAUUUUAUUGUAGUGAAGAAAUGUAUUUUAAUGUGUGAUGGUCAAUGGUGUGAGAUGCAUAAAUGACUUGAAUGUUCUUUCAUUUAUGUGAAUGCCCAAAGUAACAUGACAAUGAUGUCUUUGACCAAAUGUUCACGUCAUUGUCCAAACACUUUAAUCAUUCAUAUCUCUCACCAGCUAUCAUAGUCUUUUCAAACCAUUAUUGUUGACAAUGACCGGGCAUUGACACGAAUGAUAGUCAAUCAUUGGUUAUUUUUGAAUAUAAAUGUAGCAGAUUUUUUGUAGUUCAUUUUUUUUCUAGAGCAUUGCAAAUCUUUGAUUAAGGAUCAUUUAUUUACAUAACAUAGGCAUUCACAAUAUACUUUUCGGGGAUCACAACAUUUAAAAAUAAGAAUGAAUGUAAGCCUAAAUAGGGCAUAAACUCUAGUGUAGGGACUAAAUUACUUUUCUUAUCUCCUGGAUAAGAUGGUAUAGGCCUAUGUGAUAAAUAACUAAAGUCUACUGUAUAUUAAUAAAGUAACAAAACCAAAAUAAGGUUAUAGUCUUUCCAACUUGGUACUUGUCAAAACAGACCAAACCAUUUUUCUCCCAAUUGAAGGGGAGGAUAUGCAAAACAGAGAAGGUGGUACCAAUAAAUGGUUAAUUAUUUUAGUUUUUCCUAUCUUCAUCUACAACUUGAGAAAAGUUGUUUACUCUGUUUUGACAACUGCCAAGUUAAGUUGAAAGCAGCUCUAGGGCAUGUUGUCUUAAUGCAUUACCAAUAUUGCCUGCUGGAGUGGUAAUUGACAUCCCUGCCGUCUGUUUAGGUCAUUGCCAAACACAAUUUGUAAAUAUCAUGAAUGUCCAGCCAUUCACAUGAUUUCAUACACUCACAUCAUUGACCAUAACAAAUAUGUCUUGAAGAUCGAAAACUCUUAAUGAGAGGAAAAAA
Messenger RNA from Centruroides sculpturatus (bark scorpion), 6713 nucleotides. RefSeq names its product ATP-binding cassette sub-family A member 5-like. Bases 1 to 5487 code for a protein of 1828 amino acids. The transcript has 33 exons. Gene Ontology annotation, cellular component: membrane; intracellular membrane-bounded organelle. Gene Ontology annotation, biological process: lipid transport; transmembrane transport. Lineage: Eukaryota; Metazoa; Arthropoda; Arachnida; Scorpiones; Buthidae. The record is from RefSeq and is a predicted model, not a curated record. Gene Ontology annotation, molecular function: ATP hydrolysis activity; ATP binding; lipid carrier activity.